AUGAAGGCAAUCACUGGCUUCUUCUCUCUGGCCUUGGCCACUGUGGCCGCGGCUCAAAUUGAGCCAUCAGGGGUAACAAGACCAAUUGUUCAAGACUGUGGGUUCAAUGGUACUGUAGUCUGUGUCAGCAAAUAUGCCGCCGUAUUGCCUUACCACUUUAACCGGUCUAUCUCCAACAACAAUGCCGACUACGACUUCCGAAACACAAGCGUGGGAAAUGCUUCGACGUUUGACCUCCUUGGCGGCGCAGAUUUCGUUGUCUUUGACCAAGAGCGUGGCUUGCAGUACCUAGGAUCGAAUCCAAGCUAUCAGUUCAUGUUUGCAGUCUCUAGUGCUGUGCAUGAAGCCCCCGUCUAUGCUCCCGAACAGAAUCUUUUGUUCAUCUCUCAAUUGGCUCCUCCUCCCGGCUAUCUGCCACAGCUCGUCGUGAACUUGAAUGACGAUCCUCCAACGUUGAGCGAGUACCUACCAGAUCCACCGAUCUAUGCCCCGAAUGGCGGCACCUUCCGCGAUGGUCUUAUCGUUUUUGGUGCGAGCGGAGGAAAUGAUAGUAUCGGCGGAGGAGAGCAGAGAGCCUCCCUUCGAACGGUGGACCCUGCCACGAAUGCCUCCACUGUGCUCUUGAAUAACUACUUUGGAUUCUACUUCAACACGAUAGAUGACUUGGCUGUCCAUCCGGUCACGAGGGAUAUCUUCUUUACCGAUCCCCAGUACAGUUGGUUCAAUGCCUUGACAGACACCGCCCCGCAGUUACCGACUGCCAGUUAUCGGUUCAAUCCAAGCACGGGGGCCACGUUCCUCGUCGAUGAUACCUUGGAGCAACCCAACGGCAUCGCAUUCUCUCCAGACGGCGAAACACUGUACAUCUCCGACACAGGCGCCGUGUCGGGAACCAUCGAUGGUCGGCUCGGCAGCCACGGUACUACCUUUAACACCACAGGGAAACGUAAUAUCUAUGCUUGGGAUGUGUCAAACAACGGCACCCGAUUCACCAAUAAGCGUGCCUUUUAUCUUGCACAGGACUGGGUGCCAGAUGGAUUGAAGGUGUCGCAAGAGGGGCUUGUGCUCACCGGGUCGGGCCACGGUGUCGAUAUCCUAGACGACGUCGGCCAGCUUCUCAUCCGAAUUCAGACAAACUACACGGUCCAGAAUUUCGCCUGGACGGGAGAAAAUCUUACCACCUUGUGGCUCAUGGGAAACAAUGGCAUCAGCAAGGUUGAGUGGAACAUCACGGGACAGAGACUGGACUAA
Messenger RNA from Fonsecaea nubica, 1251 nucleotides. RefSeq lists its product as hypothetical. The coding region runs from base 1 to 1251 and encodes 416 amino acids. The transcript is spliced from 2 exons. Lineage: Eukaryota; Fungi; Ascomycota; Eurotiomycetes; Chaetothyriales; Herpotrichiellaceae. The record is from RefSeq and is a predicted model, not a curated record.